This is a messenger RNA of Jaculus jaculus (lesser Egyptian jerboa), 3262 nucleotides long. RefSeq names its product 3-oxoacid CoA-transferase 1 (gene Oxct1). The transcript has 17 exons. Gene Ontology annotation, cellular component: mitochondrion. The coding region runs from base 71 to 1609 and encodes 512 amino acids. Gene Ontology annotation, biological process: ketone body catabolic process. The record is from RefSeq and is a predicted model, not a curated record. Gene Ontology annotation, molecular function: succinyl-CoA:3-oxo-acid CoA-transferase activity. Lineage: Eukaryota; Metazoa; Chordata; Mammalia; Rodentia; Dipodidae.
GCGACCCGAGACGCGGCUCGCCGAGCGCCCGCCCGCCGUCGCCCCCUCCUCGCGCUGCCGCGGCCCGAAGAUGGCCGCCCUCCAGCUCCUGUCCGCCGCGCGCGGGCUCGGCGCCCGCUGCCAGGGGCGUGCACGCUACUUUUCCAUCAGUUCUUGCCGCUAUACCAAAUUUUACACAGAUCCCGUGGAAGCUGUGAAAGAUAUCCCUAGUGGUGCAACAUUGCUGGUUGGUGGUUUUGGGCUAUGUGGAAUUCCCGAGAAUCUUAUAGGAGCAUUACUAAAGACCGGGGUGAAGGAACUGACUGCAGUCAGCAACAAUGCAGGGGUUGACAACUUUGGCUUGGGCCUUUUACUCCGAUCUAAGCAGAUAAAACGCAUGAUUUCUUCAUAUGUGGGAGAAAAUGCAGAAUUUGAACGACAGUUCUUAUCUGGCGAAUUAGAAGUAGAGCUGACACCUCAGGGCACGCUUGCAGAGAGGAUCCGCGCAGGUGGGGCUGGGGUCCCUGCAUUUUACACCAGCACAGGGUACGGGACCCUUGUACAAGAGGGAGGAUCGCCCAUCAAAUACAACAAAGAUGGCAGCGUUGCCAUUGCCAGUAAGCCCAGAGAGGUGAGAGAGUUCAAUGGUCAAAAUUAUAUUUUGGAGGAAGCCAUUACAGGGGAUUUUGCACUGGUGAAAGCCUGGAAAGCGGACCGGGCAGGAAAUGUGAUUUUCAGGAAAAGUGCAAGAAACUUCAACUUGCCAAUGUGCAAAGCUGCACAAACUACAGUGGUAGAGGUUGAAGAAAUUGUGGACAUUGGAUCAUUUGCUCCAGAAGAUAUCCACAUUCCUAAGAUUUAUGUCCAUCGUCUUAUAAAAGGAGAAAAAUAUGAGAAAAGAAUUGAGCGCUUAUCACUCCGGAAGGAGGGAGAUAAAAAAGCCAAAUCUGGUAAAGCUGGAGACGAUGUAAGGGAGCGGAUCAUCAGGCGGGCUGCUCUUGAGUUCGAGGAUGGCAUGUAUGCCAAUCUGGGCAUAGGAAUACCUCUUCUGGCCAGCAACUUCAUCAGCCCAAAUAUGACUGUUCAUCUUCAAAGUGAAAAUGGAGUCUUGGGUUUGGGUCCAUACCCAUUACAGCACGAAGCUGAUGCAGAUCUAAUCAAUGCAGGCAAAGAAACAGUUACUGUUCUCCCAGGAGCCUCUUUUUUCUCCAGUGAUGAAUCAUUCGCAAUGAUUAGAGGGGGACAUGUUAAUCUCACAAUGCUAGGAGCAAUGCAAGUUUCCAAAUAUGGUGACCUGGCUAACUGGAUGAUACCUGGGAAGAUGGUGAAAGGAAUGGGCGGUGCUAUGGAUUUAGUGUCUAGUUCCAAGACCAAAGUGGUGGUCACCAUGGAGCAUUCUGCAAAGGGAAAUGCACAUAAAAUCAUGGAGAAAUGUACCCUGCCACUGACUGGAAAGCAGUGUGUCAACCGUAUUAUUACAGAAAAGGCUGUGUUUGAUGUGGACAAGAAGAAGGGGCUGACUCUGAUAGAGCUCUGGGAAGGCCUCACUGUGGACGACAUAAAGAAGAGCACCGGGUGUGAUUUCGCUGUCUCACCAAAACUCAUGCCCAUGCAGCAGAUCACAGCUUGAAACAUGGAGUAGACGUUUGUCAGAAGCUGCUGACUCCUUCCUUGUAAACACAUAGGAUUUAAUUGAAAGGAAGUCAGCAAUCACAAUUGUAUAUUAAACAAGCAGUUUUUGACUCAUUUUCUUCUAGUAUUUCAGCAUUUGUGCAGCCACAUAGACUUUGUUCUGUCAAGUAUACUAUGGCAUUCUCAUGAAAAAACAGGGAAACAUUUCAUGAUGUCUUGUUUCAUUAGAGUUGAGAAGGCUGUCUUGAAAUUGGUGCUCACUUUGGAUGUUUCUUCAUCUUCUGUACUAUACAUGCUAAGUUAUGACUUAGUGCUCUUGAAUGAAAAUAAUGUGUAUAUGAAUUUGUGAUUAGGAGGAAUGCUUUUUUAAUGAUUGUAUAUCUUUCGCCUUUCUUUGACUUUGGUGGGGAAGCCUCUGCUUUGUGAUUAGAUAUUGCUCCCAUAGUUCUUAGAGCCAAAUACAUAUCCAGGAAGGUGUGUCUGGGAAGAGAAGUAACUGGCUUGUAGAAGAGAACAAAAGUUAUAGAAUCGACCAGUACUGAUAUUUCACCAAAAAGUUGCCUUCAUAGAGAGCCAACUAUCUACCAGUGAUUUGCGAAGAGUUGAGUUUAACUAUAGGAAGAGGGCUAGAAAUGUACUGGUCUGCCUAGAUAGUUUUCCUAUUCUAUAACACUGCACUGUUCCUUUGGAUGAAGAGGACUCUCUAAGAUUAUUUUGUUUAUUGAGGCCUAGUGAACUAACUUGUACAAUAAUUCCUCAAAGGCCAAGAAGAACUGUGGGCAGUUUAUCAUUAGUUCUUUUACAGAAAUAGCAGAGGUUUUAAAAUGCUGUUAAAAGAUAAUUUCUUCUUAGGCUUCCUAUUCUGCUCAGAAAAGAUCCUAAAUACAAAGUGACUUUUUCUACAUAACAGUACUUUUCUUGUGCCUAGACUAGUUUGUUUAACAAGAUGACAUUAAUGCAGCCUUAUCUAGGUAGGGGAACUAACGAUGGAAAAGUCUCAGAUUUGAGUAGCUAGUGAACUCUUUAAGUAUUGGGGAAUAAACACAGUGGCUGGUGUUUAUAAGGAAUGCAUCCCCAGUAAUCCUCAAUACCAGAUAUUUUGCCAGGAGGGGUUGCUUCAGAAGCAUCCUGGGUGUCAGAUGGGUGAAAGUCUACCAGGCUGGACAGCUGAACCAGCCUCUACAUAGAUAUAGCCAUAUUACAGUGCAAUAUGUCAUUCUUCUGACACUGAUUAUAGGAAACCAUGCUUGUUUUAAAUAACAGUUGUCAUUGAAAUCACUUCUCAACUAAAUCUACAGCUGUCGUGGUCAAUAUAAAAAGAAAAGUGGCUUUUUGUGAGUAACACACUGCUUAUGUAAAACUGCCUUUCUGGUUGGUGCAUGGUUGAAAGCAUGCUCUCCCAGUAUUGGCCAAACAAACCCUUCUUAGAUGAUCCAAGGUCCACAAGAGUCAAUGUGUCUACACUACCAUAGAAGUCAAAAAGAAAAACUCAUGUUGUUGAUAAUUGAUGUAUCUUUAGACUUACUUGUUUAUCAUUCCAGUCUGUUAUUUUAAGACAUUAAGAUUUUAAGAAUGUUCAUAUGCUUGAUCAAAGAGUACCAUGACAUUUUAAAAUGCAGUAAGAAGUAAAAUAAAGACUAACUUGUUAAGA